CAGAAAUAGGUCUUUGGGAGGUGGGAGGAGGAAGAGGGAGAUGCACAGGUGGGGCGCAGAUUGGGAAGAGGCAUUUGUUUCAGGAUAAACACAGGAGGGAAAUCUGAGGUGAGGUGGAGCGUUUGUUGCUGCUCAGGCUCUCAGCUAUUCAGGGACAGGUUGGACUGGUUUCACCCUCCACAAUAGCUGUGUUUCCCCCGCUCUCGCUCAUUUAAACCAGCAGAGAGGGAGGAAGAAGUGAACCAGAUAGAGUGGCGAGUAGCGUGAAAGGUUUCUCUGUACAUUUCAGCGUUUGGCCCAAAGAGGAAUUUCAACAUGCCUGAGGAAAGGGAAGGAGGAGAGGGAGAAUUUUAUGGAAAGCAUGGCGAGCCGAGGAAGUAUGACCCAGAGUUCAAGGGCCCGACCCAGAACAGGGGCUGCACAGACAUUGUGUGCUGCAUCCUCUUCAUCAUCGCCAUACUGGGUUAUAUUGCAGUGGGAAUACUCGCCUGGUCUCAGGGUGACCCCAGGAAGGCAAUCUAUCCUACAGACAGUGAAGGCCAGUUCUGCGGGCAGGUUGGCACCCCACUUGAAAACAAGCGACUGCUGUUCUACUUCAACAUCAUGAAGUGUGCCAGCCCCAUGGUGCUGCUGGAGUUCCAGUGUCCAACCACACAGAUGUGUGUGGAGAAGUGCCCCGAAAAGUUCAUGAUAUUAACCAAAGCCUACACAAACAAAAAAGACUUUGAGUACUACAAGAAUUUCUGCAAGAAAGGAGUGACAAAUGACAUGGGUGUACCAGAAAUCCUUCAGCAACGUCUCUGUCCUGCCAUGUUGACCCCCAGCAAGCCCUUCACUCGUAGGUGUUUCCCAGCUUUGGGCGAGAAAGGAGGGGUGAUAACGGUGGGAAACAGCUCCACAUUUGAUGAUGGAGAUGGAAAGAUUAGAGAUGCCAAGGAUCUUGUGGAUGGAGUCAAGAAUGCCACGGUGGUUAUUGAGGCUCGUCAGGUGGUCAUGAAAAUCUUUGAGGAUUACACACAGUCCUGGUACUGGAUUCUGCUAGGGUUGGUAAUUGCUAUGCUCACCAGCCUGCUCUUCAUUGUCCUCCUGCGCUUCCUGGCAGGGAUCAUGGUCUGGGUCAUGAUUGCCUUGGUGAUAAUCGUCAUAGGAUAUGGUAUCUUCCACUGCUACAUGGAGUAUGCUGCUCUGAAAGGAGAGGCAGGCUCUGAUGUGACUCUACAGGAACUGGGCUUCCAGACUGACUUCACCGUCUACCUGCAGAUCAGACAGACCUGGCUGGCCUUCAUGAUUAUCCUGGCCAUUUUGGAGCUCAUCAUCAUCCUUGUGCUCAUCUUCCUCAGGAAGAGGCUCCUCAUUGCCAUCGCUCUCAUCAAAGAAGCCAGCAGAGCCAUCGGACACGUGAUGUCUUCUCUUUUCUACCCACUGUUCACGUUCUUGCUCCUGGCCAUGGUCAUUGCCUACUGGGCAGUUACUGCUGUCUUCUUGUCUACCUCUAAUGAACCCGUCUACAAGAUUUUCAAUGAGACAGUGUGCGACCACUCGAGAAAAACCUGUGACCCCGCGAACUUCUCGACCAGUCUGGAGAAAAAGCAGUGCCCUGAAUCCGAGUGCCUUUUUGCCUUCUACGGCGGAGAGACUGUUUACCACAAAUACCUGAUCGGCCUACAGUUCUACAACGUCUUCCUCUUCUUCUGGUGUGCCAACUUUGUCACGGCUCUGGGACAGAUGACCCUGGCCGGGGCCUUUUCCUCGUACUACUGGGCCUUUGUUAAACCGGACGACAUGCCUGCCUUCCCCGUGUUUUCUGCCCUGGGCAGAUCUCUCAGGUAUCAUACAGGUACUCUGGCGUUUGGCUCUCUGAUCCUCUCAAUCAUUCAGAUCAUCAGGGUUUUGCUGGAGUAUCUGGACCACAAGCUGAAAGGAGCCCAAAAUAAGUGUACCAAGUUCCUGUUGUGCUGUCUGAAGUGCUGCUUCUGGUGUCUGGAGAAAUUCGUCAAGUUCCUUAACAGAAACGCCUACAUCAUGGUGGCGAUUUAUGGCAAAAACUUUUGCACCUCUGCCAGAGAUGCCUUCUUACUCCUCAUGAGGAACAUGGUCAGGGUGGCUGUCUUGGACAAAGUGACAGAUUUCCUCUUGUUUUUGGGCAAACUGCUCAUCGUUGGGCUCGUAGGAGUCUUUGCCUUCUUCUUCUUCUCUGGGCGAGUGAAGGCCUUUGAGAACACAGCUCCGCAUCUCCACUACUACUGGGUACCCAUCCUGACUGUGGUGAUUGGCUCCUACCUCAUCGCCCAUGGAUUCUUCAGUGUGUACGCCAUGUGUGUGGACACGCUUUUCCUCUGUUUCUGUGAAGACCUGGAGCGCAAUGAUGGUUCAGCCGCAAGGCCUUAUUACAUGUCCUCAACUCUUCAUGAGAUUCUGUGGAAGAACGCUGCCGAGGAUCCGCCUCCGAAUUCUGCUCCGCAACAGGACAACGAAGACAUCCAGUUGAAACAACAGCAGGCUCAGGAUCAGGACGAGGACACAGCUUAGAGAAGAGGAGUUUUGUGGGCAGAGACACUGUAGUUAGAUUUACAGGCAUAACGAAACUCAUGUAACACUUUUUUAACUGUUCAAGUUAAAGCCUGUUUUGAGUUAUGAGAGUAAGGAGCUGGGGCAAGUUGCACAAAGCACCUUGAAUUUGCUCCUUAAGUAUGACACUUAAGGCUGACAUGAAAUACCUCGCCAAUAACUGAGUGGAAAGAUCCUGUUGCAUAAAACCACAGAGCAAUCAUUCAUUGUAAAGGGGCUGAAGAGCGCAGCUUUGGGAAAGUUUAAUGAUGCAAACCCAGAUGGUCACAAUCAUAAAUUGACAUCUGGGAAAACUUAGUGUAAAAUCAGCUGCUCAUCAUGAAGUGUGUCCAUCGUCCCGUGGAAUACUCUCCUCAGAUUGCCUUAAUUUUUCCCAUUUAUCUCCAUAAAAUCACCCAUGUUGCGGUUAAGAUGGAGUCAGAGGUACUUCAUGUUUGUUGUCCUUACUUUGGUCACUAAGGUUCUUUGUGCAACCGUUUAACAAGCAAUGCCUUAAGUAUAAACAUAAACAUUUUGAGGAAGCCUCUUUUCCUUAAGGCUAGAUAAAUCUAUCUAUCUAUAAGACCAAGAUAAGGAGAAAAACAUAAAACCUUAAGUAAACAUUUUAAGGAAGCCUUAAGGGAAAGACUAAUCGAUGUUUUUUGCAACUGAAUUUUUUUUUCUCAAGGAAAUCUUAACUCGGACUU
This is a messenger RNA of Epinephelus fuscoguttatus (brown-marbled grouper), 3254 nucleotides long. Its product is annotated as choline transporter-like protein 2. The transcript is spliced from 22 exons. Gene Ontology annotation, molecular function: choline transmembrane transporter activity. Gene Ontology annotation, cellular component: membrane. NCBI's taxonomy places the organism in Eukaryota, Metazoa, Chordata, Actinopteri, Perciformes, Serranidae. The coding region runs from base 316 to 2529 and encodes 737 amino acids. Gene Ontology annotation, biological process: transmembrane transport; choline transport. The record is from RefSeq and is a predicted model, not a curated record.